Molecule: messenger RNA, 1330 nt
Organism: Cephus cinctus (wheat stem sawfly)
Lineage: Eukaryota; Metazoa; Arthropoda; Insecta; Hymenoptera; Cephidae
Exons: 2
Coding region: 235-519 (94 amino acids)
Source: RefSeq, a predicted model, not a curated record
GCCAAUAAGCCCAUUCGGUGUGUACAACCAUACCAACUGACUUACUGGAAGAAGAGCAUAGUAAAGUACGAAAGUCGCGACAAGUGUUCAGUCUUGGCGCACGCUUGGUUCGCUCAACAACAACGUGAUACAAGCGAGUAAACGUGACUCAAAGUAAGGAUAAAGUGCUGAGAAACUUGAGUAAAGAUAUUUGAAAUAGUGUUUUAUCUUGAGAAAUUUUAAGAAAAAAAAAAAAUGUCAAAAUUAAGGCUGGUGCUUAUUGGACUGAUUGUGACGGCCUUGGCGAUUCAUCAUGCAGAUUGCAAAGGAAAGGACACGAAGAAAAUUGCUUUACAGAGCAAAGAGACUAACGUCGUUAACUUCGUACGACUUAUUGUGAUGCGAUUAGUCUUUGGCGUGGCAUCGGCCAUGGGACUUGGUGAAAAUUUGUCUGGUGUCCUGGGUGGAAUUUUUGUACCGCCGGGUACCGAGGAAUAUGACGACUAUGGAGACGACGAUUAUGCUCCUGGACUUUUUUAAGGACAACUUCGUUACUGACUUAAGGUUGCCAGUUAAUAGUUGCCGUUUGUUGCGUAUUGGCGAUUAGGACGAUUCCAAUUUAAUGAAAAAUCAAAUUUCAAUUGUGAUUUAGCUUUGGAUUUUCUAUAUCAAUUGUUUUUACCAGUGUUUCAUGUGUAAAGACUUUUCCGUCAAACUUGUCUAGUCGCUUUAGUUGAAUCUGCGGAUGCGGAAUCGCUCGAAAUCGCUUAUCAACCUGCAACCUUUUUAUCAAUUAAAAUUCGCGAUGAUCGUAUUUGCGACAUCACGAUUACAUGCGGCACUUAUAAUAGUACUAAAAAUUGAUAAACUUAUAAUCUAAUGUGCGAUGCAGUAAUUGUGACAACAUUUUUAGCAUUCAAUGAUAAAAUGUAUAAAUUAUAUAAAUUGGACAAAAGUGACAUUUACAAUUGAGUUUAAAAACCCAUGCAUAGUUUCUGCAUCGCACUGUGGAUUAUGAACAAUUUUUUAUGUGACAUUAAAAGUAUUAUGAUCUGAUACAGGUACCUUCAUUUUGUAGAUAAUUAUAGUCGAUAUUUAUUUGUAUUUAUUUAUUUAUUUGUCUAUUAAUAAUCGCCCAACUGAUCAAACUAUUCUAGAUAUACAAUUAAUGAAAUCCUUUUAUACUAAUUAUUGUUAAUAUAUUUGUAUUAUAGCACGUAAAAAAAUAGACUAAUCUCAUAAAAGAGGUCUUCAUUUUCAUAGAGAUUAUACGCAUUCUUUGUACAAAAGUGUUCUUGGAAUUUUUCUUUUGUAAAAACCAGUCAGAGCUCAAAUAAAGCGUAUAAGGAAA